AUGGAAAGAAUCUUUAAGCACUUCUGGCACCAGCAUGGGAGCGACGAGAAUCCUAGGGAGCUCACUUGGGAAGAGAGAACGAAAAAAAAAUAUGGUUUAAGUGUUGACACGUGCGAUGAUUGUCAAAAGCCAACUGAAGGUCACGAUCCCAUAAAAUGCGAUUUUUGCCUCAAGGACUGGCACGUUGAAUGCGUCCCAAGCUCGCCUGAUGAAGUAAACCAUUCGUUCCACACAUACCAUCCGCUCAAGCUUCUCAUUGAUGGCCCACCUGAUUACUCUGAUGGAAAAUGUGGUAUCUGCAAGCAGGAACUCAAAAGCUUUUUCUACCAUUGCUCCAUCUGCUAUUUCAGCAUGCAUGUGAGGUGCUCCAACGAUCCCCCGCCACCCAUUGUGGAUGCUCCGAGGUGCCACGAGCAUACACUCACCCUUAUGGCUAGAGACGAUAUCUUCACUUGUAAUGCUUGUGGUAUGCAUGGGGAACGAUGCCCUUACGUAUGCGCUCCAUGCGGUCUCAUGUUCCAUCGAGAUUGUAUUAAGCUACCACACGUCAUAAACAUCAAUCGCCACGACCAUCGUGUGUCUCACAUCGAUUCUCCUGGUUUCGGGCUUUGGAAAUGCAUGAUUUGUCACAAGAAGAUUGACUGGAGGUACGGUGCUUAUUCUUGUCAGAAAUGUCCUAAUCUUUUCUUUCACUCCAAGUGUGCAACUAGAAGUGAUGUUUGGGAUGGGGAAGAACUAGAAGGGAUACCUGAAGAAUUUGUAGAUGUUUCGCCAUUCAAAGUGAUUGAAGACGGAGUCAUUAACCAUUUCUCCCAUGAAGAACACAACCUAAGGCUUAUUGAUGAGGAUGCCAUUGAUCGUCAUGAAAGCAUACGAUGCGAAGCUUGCACAGGUUCUAUCUUUUCUGAGAAGCACUACAGCUGUAUGGAAUAUUGCGAUUAUUUCCUCCAUGAAACAUGCGCUAAUCUUCUUCUUCAGAAAAGACAUGGGCUUUGCACAAAGCCGCUUACUCUAUUAACCAUGAAAAAGGUUAGGGAAUUGAGAUUAUUUACCUGUACUGCCUGCAGAAAACUAUCAAAUGGUUUCAGGUACGAGUGUGGUGAUACUAUCCUAGACGUACGGUGUGCGUCGAUGUCAUGGUAUUGUGAUUAUGAAUGUCACCCGCAUACCCUCUUCCUCACUACGCUUGACGAGGAAACUUGUGGGGUAUGUGGUCGAUAUGGUCGACUGCUGCAUUGCGUUGAGUGUAAGUUCACAUUGGACUUCAAGUGUGCUACUCUACCAAAAAAGAUAAAGCACAGGUGCGAUGACCAUUUUCUGUCCUUGUGUUUUGGUGAGAAGGAGAAGCCGAGGGGUAAGUACUGGUGUGAGGUUUGUGAAACCGUUUUAGAUCCACGAGAAUGGUUUUACUCAUGCUCCGGUGAUUGCGGAGUCGUUUGUCAUAUUCCGUGUGUGCUCGGGCAGUUGUGGAAUGUCAAGCCACGUGUCAUCCACACUAAAGGAUAUGGUACAGUUAAACUGGUUCUCAACGAUAGUUUGUCUCGACCAAAAUGUGGUUAUUGCGGCUCUCAUUGCCAACAACCCCUGAUGAUCAAGUUUUCUUGCCCUUCUAUGGAGAAAUUCUUUUGUGACCUUGAUUGUUUUGAAAAAUACGUCGUUCCACAAGAUUAUAAGAGAAGAGAUGAUACUUUGAGUUAUCACCACUACUCUAUUUACUGA
Messenger RNA from Eutrema salsugineum, 1719 nucleotides. RefSeq lists its product as uncharacterized. The transcript has a single exon. Lineage: Eukaryota; Viridiplantae; Streptophyta; Magnoliopsida; Brassicales; Brassicaceae. The record is from RefSeq and is a predicted model, not a curated record. The coding region runs from base 1 to 1719 and encodes 572 amino acids.